Messenger RNA from Raphanus sativus (radish), 1508 nucleotides. RefSeq lists its product as uncharacterized. NCBI's taxonomy places the organism in Eukaryota, Viridiplantae, Streptophyta, Magnoliopsida, Brassicales, Brassicaceae. The record is from RefSeq and is a predicted model, not a curated record. Gene Ontology annotation, cellular component: cytoplasm. Gene Ontology annotation, biological process: chromatin remodeling.
AUGGUUAGAGAACACAGCAUCUCACGUGAAUUAGCUGUUGUGCGAGACAUUUCCUCAUUUAUGCUAUUUUUUUUUCCCGUUCUUGGAUAUAUAUUUGCCUUCUGUCUGAGCCAUAACUCAGCAUUCACUGGUUCUCUUGAAAACCUCGUGGCAGAAAGACCCUCAACAUCUACAGGCUACCUCCCUUCCAUCACAGAGUUAAAAGUGGGGUUUAGGGAGACCAGUCGCAGCCACGCUGUCCCAAGUAUCGCUAAAUCAGAUCAAGUACAAAAGUGGAGAUAUCGCAGACCAGUAAGCUUUAUGUUACCUCGAAUUCCUCCUUGGUUCUCUUAUGUUGGUAGUCAGAAGCUCUACGAGAUACUCGCUGGAAUCCUUAGACUUGUCGGCUUAUCCUUAUUGGCAGGAUCUCAAAAUGAUGGGAGCUUAGCAGCCAUUCUGGAUAUUCCUCUGGGAUGUUUUCGAGGUGUUCGUGUAAAGGAGUAUAGUGGUGAAAGACUGGUAGGGCAUCUGGUUGUAUCAAAUGCAGAUUAUGUUGUUGACUCUAUUUUUCGCCAGCUGCGCCACCUGGAUCUUAAUCCUCAUGUCCCAAGUGUUCUUGCUUCUAUGCUUUCUUAUAUUGGAGUUACUCAUGAAAUAUUGCAUUUCUUGGAGGAACCGAUGCGUUUGGUUUCUCAAGAACUAGAGAUUGUUAGUAGACAACAACAUCCAAAUCUAACUCUACCCUUCUUGAAGGCUGUUGCUGUGAUUGUAAAAGCAUCAAAGAAGGAGGCUUGUCUAUUACGAGACCGGGCCAAGUCAUAUAGUGACGAGGUUAAGACCAAAGGCAUCUGAAUCUGAUGCCAUAAUAUCGGCUCAACAGAGAGGUUCAGACGCUGAGAACAAUUUAACGAGGAAGAAUGGGAAAACAUACUGCUUGAACUGAAUCGUUCUAAAAGAUACAGACGCACAGUUGGGUCGAUCGCCUCUUCAUGUUUAAUUGCAGCCACACCUCUCCUUGCAUCAUCAAAUCAAGUUUCAUGCUUAGUUUCUCUCGAUAUAAUCGAGGAAGGAGUAGUCGUUGGGAUAGCGUGCAGCGGCGUAAAAGGGUUAAGAGAAGCUGCUUUGAACGCGUUGAGAGGUUUGGCUUGCGUUGAUCCUGACCUCAUUUGGAUACUCUUAGCCGAUGUGUACUAUUCUCUCAAGAAGAAGAAGAAGAAGAAGAAGAAGAGGUCUCUGCCUCUUCCACCGUCAACAGAGUUUCCAGAGAUAUCAAUGGUUUUGCCUUCACCGCGAGAAGAUUCUCCGGGGAGGUUUCUAUACGUUAAGUACGGUGGUGGUCGGAGCUAUGGUUUUGAGUUGGAGUUUAGCUCCGUUGAGACUAUCUUCAAGCAAGUGCAGUCUCUUGUCUUUGUAGACCAAAUGUUUUGUUAAUAAACCAGCUUGUAAAUACGAAAAGGGUGUUACAUUCUAUUGGGUAAAAAAAUGGGGAAAUAUGAGAAAAAUAAAAUAGUACGGGGUUUUAAAUGAAA